GCAGGACCUGGAGCGCCUGUGCCGAGACCAGAGCCUCAGCAGCUCCACAAAGCCUGGCUGCUGUUUUUCUUCAAACUGACUUGUGUAAAUAGUUUUUUUCCUUAGGACAGCAAAAGAAUAUUGCAGAUUCUUGGCUGAAUUUCUGUUGCUUCUGCAGGUAUCGCCUUGGAACCCACUCUUCCAGGAUGACAGGCACAAGGAUGGCGGCAGUGCUGCUUGCCCUGGCUGGCUUGCUGCAGGUGGCUGUGACCCUGAAAAUCGCAGCCUUCAACAUCAGGUCUUUUGGGGAGACCAAGAUGUCCAAUGCUACCCUCUCCAGCUACAUUGUGCAGAUCCUGAGCCGCUACGACAUCGCCCUCAUCCAGGAGGUCAGAGACACCUACCUGACAGCUGUAGGGAAGUUGCUGGAUGAACUCAAUCGGGAUGCACCAGACACCUACCGCUUUGUGGUCAGUGAGCCGCUGGGACGCAACAGCUAUAAGGAGCAGUACCUUUUCGUGUACAGGCCUGAUCAGGUGUCCGUGCUGGACAGCUACCAAUACAACGAUGGCUGUGAGCCCUGUGGGAACGACACCUUCAGCCGCGAGCCUGCCAUUGUCAGGUUCUCCUCCCCACUCACGCAGGUUAGAGAUUUUGCCAUUGUGCCCCUGCAUGCGGCUCCUACAGAAGCAGUGGCUGAGAUCGAUGCUCUCUAUGACGUCUAUCUACAUGUCCAGCAGAAGUGGGGCCUGGAGGACGUGAUGCUGAUGGGUGACUUCAAUGCCGACUGCAGCUACGUGACUCCCUCGCAAUGGCCCUCCGUCCGCCUUCGUACAAGCUCCACCUUCCAGUGGCUGAUUCCUGACACUGCGGACACCACGGCGACAUCCACACACUGUGCCUAUGACAGGAUCGUGGUGGCUGGAUCUCUGCUCCAAAGAGGAAUUGUUCCGGAUUCAGCUGCUCCAUUUGACUUCCAGGCAGCAUACGGACUGACUAAACAACUUGCUGAAGCCGUCAGUGACCACUACCCAGUAGAGGUGAUGCUGAAGACGGCCUGACACCGGCAGGCAGCACAGCCAGCUGGGUCCUCUGGGGUGGCUGGCGACCCACAGCAUGGCAGGUACAGUGCCCCUUUCCCCCACUUUGGUGGGGGGCACCAAGCACGGGGCUGUCACCACAGCACUCUACCUUCUCAGAGCCUGGACAAAAGAGCUAACAUUUUAAGAAAUAUCUUUUGGAUUAUUAUGGAUUAAGAAAUAUCUUUUAAUUGAGAUAAAUAAAGCUCAAGGUGGUGGUCUCA
Chinchilla lanigera (long-tailed chinchilla) is the source of this 1282-nucleotide messenger RNA. It is a transcript of the gene Dnase1, whose product is annotated as deoxyribonuclease I. The coding region runs from base 186 to 1040 and encodes 284 amino acids. NCBI's taxonomy places the organism in Eukaryota, Metazoa, Chordata, Mammalia, Rodentia, Chinchillidae. Gene Ontology annotation, biological process: DNA catabolic process. Gene Ontology annotation, cellular component: nucleus. The transcript is spliced from 9 exons. The record is from RefSeq and is a predicted model, not a curated record. Gene Ontology annotation, molecular function: DNA nuclease activity.